AGGCUGUCUCCGCCGGUGCUUGUAUUGAUAGUGCGACAAAGACGCACAGGAUAUGCUACCUCAGUCGCAUUGUUGGGAAUUAAGCUGCUGUGAUCCGACUAUGAUGCAGUAGGACUUGUAAAGACGGACAUUCACCAAAACAUGAAAGGAAAAAAAGAGAAAAUGGAUGAUGAAGAGGAGAAGAAGUCGUCAGCUAUUGACUGUCUAAUCGAACAUGCUUCCAUUGCUGCCGCCAUUGCCGAACCAGAGGAUGACAUUGAUGAUAAAGGAGAAAGAAAACAAACGGUCGUCCGAUCACAAGUAACUCGCCAGCGGCGAUACAAGGCGACAUGCAAAGAGCAGACAGCCGUUUGUUUGAAGCGGUUCUGUGUGUACAUGGCGUCCUACGUAGGCUUAACGUGCAUUGUUGUCGGGUACUCCAUUCUCGGUGGAAUAAUAUUUGUAGAGCUCGAGAGUGACCAUGAAGACCGUAUACAAGAAGUUGCGGAAGAUCUUAUGAACACGCACACAUCUAGACUUAACCAAAGACUUAGGAUGAUUCUACAACAGCACAAUUUUACGCGGAUUGUUGAUUUGUCGGAGACAAUUAAAGACGAACUGCAGGACUUUCAACAGCAGACCUACCAGCUGGUUAACGAAGAGGGUUGGAAUGGAGACUAUGAAAUGGGCAAUGACACACUCAGGAGAAACAAGUGGACAUUCUCAGGCGGGCUUUUAUACUCCGUUACCGUCAUAACUACUAUAGGUUAUGGAUUUAUAACACCAAGAACGACCGCUGGGCGUGCCAUAACCAUGCUAUAUGCACUUAUUGGAAUACCCCUUACAGUACUGUGCAUAACAAACAUAGGAAGAGGAAUGGCGUCGUUGUUUCGCGCCCUUUAUGGCGGCACCUUCUGCGUCGAGUGCCGACAGCAGUUCCUCAACACCGUCAAAAAUAAACGAUCAAAUAGCACUGCUAUUGACACGAUUGAACUAGAAAAAAUAGACCCUGAUCAAGUGUCAAUUGCCGAGUACAAUCAUACACACCAGGAGACCGAAGUACCCAUCAUCAUCUGUCUGCUGCUCGUGGCCUGGUACAUUGUGUUUGGUGCAAUCAUGUUCUCUAUUUGGGAGAAAGAGUGGGACUAUUUUGUUGGCUCAUAUUUUUGUUUUAUAACGCUGAGCACGAUCGGGUUUGGUGACGUAGUUCCGGGGUUUUCCAAUGCCGAGUGGGACGACCAGGUUAAGCAGGUCACCUGCUCUCUCUAUCUGCUCAUUGGAUUAUCAACGCUUGCAAUGUGUUUCGACCUCAUGCAACAAAGAGGUAUCGCCCUUGCAAACAAGUUUGGAAAAUUUAUAGGACUUGUAAAACCAGGUGAUUAAGUCUAAUCAAAACAUUUGGUCAAUUGAGAAAUAUCGUUGUCUGUAUCAUUACAAUAUGUGUUUUACAUUUUACUUGGUCGUUUGCUUUGCUGAUUGUGGUAUAAUUACAAAAUGCAUCUCUUAACUCAGACUGUUGUCGCAAUAAUUUGUAAGAAUUUCAAAGAUGCCUUAGAAGCAAAUGAUGACUGUUUUAUGAUUUCUAAGUUGUAAUGGUAUGAUAACUACGUUUAAAUUUUCCCUAUGUACUGUGCAUUAUGCUUUUAUAAGUGUUGUGGCGAUGAAUGCUAUUAAUCCAUAAUUUAAUAUUGACAUUCUGUGUUUUUUGUUAAAUUAAAUAGCAUGUCCAAACUUUAUGA
This is a messenger RNA of Mya arenaria, 1718 nucleotides long. RefSeq names its product potassium channel subfamily K member 18-like. Bases 142 to 1362 code for a protein of 406 amino acids. Gene Ontology annotation, cellular component: membrane. Gene Ontology annotation, molecular function: potassium ion leak channel activity. Lineage: Eukaryota; Metazoa; Mollusca; Bivalvia; Myida; Myidae. Gene Ontology annotation, biological process: potassium ion transmembrane transport; stabilization of membrane potential. The record is from RefSeq and is a predicted model, not a curated record. The transcript is spliced from 3 exons.